AUGGUCACUCUUGUCAAUCCGGCGACAGUGAAGAUCUGGAUCAAGCCAGACGGCAUGAUGGUAGGCGAUGUCGACUGCUACUCAUACGAUCGCUAUGCUUCUCCCGUUUGCAAACUCCGACGCAUAGCAGUGACACCGGACGUGAUUGACUAUCAAGGCUCGAUCUGCUUUGACGGCCUGACCUCUUGUCUAGCCGAGACUUUCAACGCUUGCUGUCGCACGACUUCUUGCUUUGACUUUGUGCUCGCAUUUGCGCCCAUUCGACAAUAUCGGCUUGAGCGGAGAAGGCUAUCAUCGCGCUGUUAUCGCCACCAGCAAGCCGCGACACCGGAUCUGUGCGGCAGUUGGAUUCUCCAAGACACAGUGGACUUUGUUUGCACGCCCAUCGUGCCGGGCGAAUGCGACGCAAUGGAGACACUGCGUCCAAAGGCGGCCGAGGGCGCCGACGAGUCAGACACGGCGAUCGGUGGCUCGCGCCCUGGAAGUCUGCGUUCUUCUUAG
Molecule: messenger RNA, 501 nt
Organism: Mixia osmundae IAM 14324
Lineage: Eukaryota; Fungi; Basidiomycota; Mixiomycetes; Mixiales; Mixiaceae
Exons: 5
Coding region: 1-501 (166 amino acids)
Source: RefSeq, a predicted model, not a curated record